Egretta garzetta (little egret) is the source of this 2887-nucleotide messenger RNA. RefSeq names its product G protein regulated inducer of neurite outgrowth 2 (gene GPRIN2). NCBI's taxonomy places the organism in Eukaryota, Metazoa, Chordata, Aves, Pelecaniformes, Ardeidae. The transcript is spliced from 2 exons. Gene Ontology annotation, cellular component: plasma membrane. The coding region runs from base 337 to 2142 and encodes 601 amino acids. The record is from RefSeq and is a predicted model, not a curated record. Gene Ontology annotation, biological process: neuron projection development.
GCAGGAUUAUCCCUCUCCCUCCCUCCUUCCUAGGCUCCAUUUUAUUCCCUCUCCAGCCAAGGGGGGAGGCAGGAAGGGGCGUCACGUCCAGGCAGAGGAACCCCCAUCUCCCCGUCUCCUGCCUUUGAUGCUCUCUAACAGUCCCUCCUCCUUCCCCUUAUCAUAUGCUCACCUGAGCGUCAACAGCACCGGGCGGAUCGGGGAGCCCGGUUCCUGAAGGAAAUUUGGCUUUUGUUCUCCUCAGAUGCCCGACCCUCUGUUUCAAAUGCCCUCCAAGUAGCUGGGAGAGGGAAGCUGUGCCACCCCCGAGUAGGGGCAAGAUAUCUCUUUUUUGCCAUGUCAGCUGACAGCCGCCAGCUCCACACUCAUUCCUACCAGGAGGCACUAAGUUCUACUUGUCACGGUCUCUUGAAUGUCCACAGUCACCCCCUGUCGAAGAGCUCGUCAAAUCUGGCCUAUACUGGGCAAUCAACUGUAGAGGAAAGGCAAAGCAACAAACAGGAGCUGAAGAAAAGCCACAGUAGCACCAUCUGCCAUACCCUGGGAAACGAGAGCGAUGCCAGGAGCGUGCCGAGUCCUGGAUGGUCCUUCUCGCAGUCUGGGAUGAUGGGACUUGGGUCAGUGGUCCAAACCAUAAGCAAUCAGUCAGCUGAUGACAAUUCAGAGAGCAGAACUAAGACUACAAACCAUUUUCUUAUCACCGAACAGUCCCCAGCAACCUGGGAAGUGGGGGACACCAAGAUGUGUGUAAAGAGCAGCACUGUUGAGAACGUUUCUUCAGGCUGCAUUGUACACCAGCAAAGCAUGCGUGAAAUGGAAGAACCAGGACCUGCCCUUCAGAGAAGCCACUCAGACCUAACCUGCACUUGCAAACAGCAGACUUAUGUCACUCUUGCAGAAACCAGUGCUACUCACUCCAGCCUAAGCUCUUCUAGCUGCAGGCAUGGUCUGCCAGUGGCUAGGAUGUCUUUCCAAACACAGAGAUAUGGGUCAGAAACAAAUGAAAAUGCAUCUCACUAUCAACACCUUGUGACUCGUCUUCCAGUUCUACCUCGAGACCAAAACGUACCCACAAAUAGCUUCGACAGCAGUGGUAUUCCGCGUAAUAGUACUGUUUACACAGAUCCCAGAACAUUUCACACUGCUGUUCUAGGACCCCAGAUGCCUGGAAAUGGCUUCUCAAACAGGACAAUGUUCAGUCAAGCCACUGGGAUUAUUCAUGGUGGUCUGACUUACGGUAAUAUCCCAAACUCUGCAUACUCGCCUGUGGUGAUGACAGUUCAUAACAAUUCUGCAGGGCCCUGUAAUAUAAGGCAGGACCCUUGUGUGAAAGUAGAUGCCACUGUCCCUGCCUAUUGCCAUUCUUUGCCCAUACCAUCUAUACAACUUGUUCCGCGGCUGGUAUGCUCAGUUAGCGAGUCGGGAGAAGAGCAGGCGGCACCUGGCUAUUUUCAUUCCUUUUCUACUUCAGACAUUCUGACAUAUCCUAAGCUGGUGUCUUCAGUAAGUGAAUCAGGCCUGGAUGCCAAGAAAGUCCUCAAGUGCUGUAGCAUUCCCGCAGAACAACUGCAACGUGCUCAACACUGUGCUCAGCAGGAGAGAGCUCCCCCAGAAACAAAGGCUGCCUGUGUUGCCUUGAGUAGCCAGCAAGGUGCAGACGUGGUAAUGACAACUAAGGAUAUGUGGACUAUGACCUCUAUGAAUGAUUUAACCAAAGGACUGAAACCAGCUCUUGAGCGUAGAGAUGCUGAGGUACAAACUCUUCCAACCGUGGAAUGCAAAUCUGUGGCAACCAGCCCCGCGGCUGCAGCAGAAGGCCACUCGCAUGUGUUCCCAGAGGUGAACCUGGAGCAAGACUUGGAGGCCCCCAAAUCUCCGGUACGUGAAGUGAGAUGGGAUGACGAAGGAAUGACAUGGGAAGUGUAUGGGGCAUCUGUGGAUCCAGAAGUCCUUGGGUUAGCCAUUCAAAAACAUCUUGAGAUUCAAAUAGAACAAUUCCAGACGGAGCCUGCUCAGCCAGCGGGGAAAAGUAAUGAGGAGCCAUCUUCUGAGAAAAUGGGGAAAAAAAGGCCAUUCAGAACAAUGAUGCAUUCCCUGAGAUACCCGAGCUGCUGUGCUCGAUCCAGUACUGCAGUGGAGUGAGCACAGCUGGGCUGCUUUCACAGUGUAAAUAAACGCUGACUCUGUGUUUCCACAGUACGUGUGGCCAAUCCACUUCUGGGUAGGUGGGAAAAGUUCAGUGACCACCAAACACACAUCAAAGCAAGGAAAAACCCCUGGCUGAGCUGUAUAACAGAGGACAUAAUGUCGUACUUACAUCAUGCCAUCUGAAUUAUCUGAAUUAUCGUCUGAAUACUUAACAUAGCACUGUUUCAUUCUUCUAUGUUAGUUUUAAAUCAUGCUGUGAGGAAUGAGACUUCUUUUCUAAAUGAUGCAUCUUUUUAAAACAAUGAUGACUUUUUUUUCUGUAUUUUUAAUAACUUAGGGUUAGAAAACAAAGUUAGCAAAUGACGCUUUAAUCAAAGUUUUUAGCUUUCAAUCCUACUCCCUUAAAUUGUUUUGGGAGCUACUUUGCUGUUUAUUUAUGAUAAUGCUGACUAUAAACCCACUUUAACGGUAGGCAAAAUGACAAACUAGUGUAAUGCUAUGUGACAAAGAAUUGUAACUUUUGCUACUGUGAAGUAAUUUUGAUACUGCUAGUCCAAACUCUUCCCUUUGCAAGCUGAUGUACAGUCGGAGGAUGCUCCUGCAACUUUCAGAUUAGUGUGUAGUUAUGAUGAAUUACACUCUAAAUAUCCCAAACUGAUGUUUACCAAGUGAUUGACACAAAUGUACAGUACUACCAAAGAUGGCUCCUGUAAUGUGAAUUACUUAUUGAAUGCUUGUU